AUGGAUAAAAUAUUUCCUAUUGAGAUAUUUCUUGAAAUAUUUCAAUAUAUUUCAGUAGUUGAUUUAUACUAUUCCUGGUACAAUUUAAAUUCUAGAAUCAAUUUAAUAUUGGCUGAUGUUAAACUAUCUAUUGAUUUAUCAUCUGAUAUUUCGCAAAAUGUGUAUAAACGUUUAUACGAGCAAAGUAUAUCAGAAUUACAUCAUCAAAUAUAUUACAUUCGUCAAUAUUGUCCAUUAAUUCCUAAUAUCAAUCAAUUUAUUAAUGUACGUACAUUAAUAAUUCAUUAUCCAUCAUCCGAUCAAUUAAAACAAAUAAAACCAACAAUAUUUAAAUAUUUAACAUGUCUAUGCAUUCAAUAUUCACCAUGUUCUUCAAAAGAGUAUGAACAUUUAUGUCGAUUACUCUUCUCAGGUCAGUUUUAUUUCUUAAAAAAAUGUCAUUUAUCAUAUAUCAAUGAAAUAAAAACAAUAAUAACAUCAACAUCAAAUAUUCAGUCGCUUACAAUUGCCAAAUGUAAUAAAAAUGAUUUAUAUUUAAUUAUCAAAUAUUUAGAAAAAUUAAAAUAUUUAUCUGUUGGUAUUAUCAAAGAUGAAACUUUAGCAACAGUAACACUAAAACAUUUACCAUCUAUAAUAUCUAGAAAGUUAACUACAUUAAAACUAGUAAUUCAUAAAUAUCAAAUGCAUUUUUAUGAAUUUGAAUAUAUAGCAUCUUAUUUACCAAAUUUAAACUAUUUAUUUGUUAAAGCAUUUGAUAAUGAACAUUUAAAUUUUAAUCGAUGGCAACAUGUAUUAUCAGCAAACUUAUUAAAAUUAUUCCAAUUUGAUUGUUAUUUUAAAAUGGAUAGAAAGCCUAGAAUUAUUCCUGAUAUAAAUCAAAUACGCCAACAACAUCCGCUCUUCACUGAAAUUAAAUGUGACGAUAGUGGAGAAGGUAUUUGUUUUUAUACAAAUGUGAAUGCAAUUCCGAAAUUUUAUUGGUGA
Didymodactylos carnosus is the source of this 984-nucleotide messenger RNA. Lineage: Eukaryota; Metazoa; Rotifera; Eurotatoria; Philodinida; Philodinidae. The record is from the annotation of a GenBank genome assembly.